AUGGCCGCAGUUUCCGCCGAUCAGACCUGGUUCGACACCAUCAAGAGGUCCUUCGCCGAUGUCCCCAUCGAUGCUGAAGAUGGCAUCUCCACCACCGAGUUCCUCGAGGCCGCGGAGGCCCUGGUGACCUUGUUUGAUGUCCUCGGUUCCGUCGCUUUCAACCCGGUCAAGAAUGAUCUGCUAGGCAACAUCAAGAAAGUCCGCGAGCGUCAGCUAGCUGCCCCCGCUGAGUCUGAGACUCUCCAGGCCCUUGUCCUGAACGAGUUGAAGACCAAGAAGCACACUGCCACUGAAGGCUUGGUCUGGCUGGUCCGUGGCCUUGACUUCACCGUGCAGGCACUCCGCAACAACAUCAACAAUGCCUCCAAGGAGCUCUCUGACUCCUUCCGUGACGCCUAUGGCAACACCCUCAAGCCUCACCACUCCUUUUUCGUCAAGCCCGUCUUCUCCGCUGCCAUGUCUGCCACCCCAUACCGCAAAGACUUCUACCUGAAGCUUGGUGCAGACCAGGCCAAGGUCGCCGCUCAGCUCGAGAAGGAGGUUGCCGCAUUGGAGAAGGUCAUGGCUAUCCUGAAGGCCUUCCAGGACACCAAGCAGGCCAAGUGGUAG
Messenger RNA from Penicillium olsonii, 609 nucleotides. NCBI's taxonomy places the organism in Eukaryota, Fungi, Ascomycota, Eurotiomycetes, Eurotiales, Aspergillaceae. The record is from the annotation of a GenBank genome assembly.